Molecule: messenger RNA, 1023 nt
Organism: Aaosphaeria arxii CBS 175.79
Lineage: Eukaryota; Fungi; Ascomycota; Dothideomycetes; Pleosporales
Product: UbiA prenyltransferase
Exons: 1
Coding region: 1-1023 (340 amino acids)
Biological process (GO): ubiquinone biosynthetic process
Cellular component (GO): mitochondrial inner membrane
Molecular function (GO): 4-hydroxybenzoate polyprenyltransferase activity
Source: RefSeq, a predicted model, not a curated record
AUGUCUUCUGAUACCAAAGCCAACGCCGGCACACUGGCACAGCAAUACGGUGGGAACAGCAGGUCGGGAUGGGUCGGCCGUCUGCCCAUUUCGUGGCUCCCUUAUGUGCAGCUGGCUCGCUUGAGUCCUCCCGCGGGCUUGUUUCUCAUCUACUUCCCUCACUUGUUCGGUGUGUUGCACGCAGCUAUCGUACAGCGCACAGAGAUUUCGCAGGUGGUACAGUCGGCAUUACUCAUGCUGGGUGGGAGUUUCUUUGUCUCCAACUCCAUUCACAUCUGGAACGAUCUCAUCGAUGCACCUUUGGACGCAAAGGUGGAGCGUACUCGCAACCGACCUAUUCCACGUAAAGCCAUCUCACCAGAGGCGGCAUUUGUGUUUACUGUCACACAAGCAAUUGGAGCGGCUGUGUUCUUGCCUCUUAUGACAGGGAACACCAUGCGCAACAUUCUAUAUGCUGUCCCGAGCAUAUUGGGCUGGACAUACUAUCCAUGGGCGAAAGUACACACAAACGUGCCACAGCUAGUGUUAGGAUUCUGUCUAGCAUGGGGUAUCCCCAUGGGCUCACUGGCCGUCGGGCGAGAGACCAUUGGGUUUGGUGAAGGCGGCUUUACGCUGGGGAUCGAGCCUGCCACACUGUGUCUCAUCCUAGCAAACACUUUGUGGACGAUGAUCUAUGACACGAUCUAUGCACACCAGGACCUUAAGGACGAUAUUAAGGCUGGUAUAAAGAGCCUGGCAGUUCUGUAUCGAGAAAGAACAAAGACACUGUUGUGGCAGUUGCUGUUGCUGAUGGUAGGGCUUCUUGCAGCAGUAGGAUGGCUGAGUGGAAUGGGUCUAUUGUUUCAGGCAAUAGCAGUCGGCGGCCCCAUGGUGUCUCUGGCAGUCAUGAUCCAGAGAGUGGAGCUUCAACGCACAGAGAGCUGCUGGUGGUGGUUUGGGAAUGGGUUCUGGUAUGCUGGGGGAGCCAUGGCGGUGGGGCUCGGGGCUGAAUAUUUGCGGAUCAUGACAACAACAGGCCAUUGA